AUGAGCCCCUCUGCGACUGUCAUGUUCUGGGUCUUGCCUGUCACAGUCACCUUAUGUUCCUUACCGAGGGCUAUUACGGCGUUGUCUGUUAAGGAAACAUCCACGUCGUUCGAGAUUAGCAAUGACAGGCUUUCCGCUAGCAUGCUCAAAUCAUCCGGCAAUAUUGUGAGUCUGUCGCUUGAUGGGAGGAGUCUCCUAGGAACCGGCAAGGGCCUUUAUUUGGACUGUUACUGCACUCCCGCAGGAUUCUAUACACCCGGAUCGUCGAACCCGAAAGUCAAGUCACUUAGUGGUACGGACUCUACUGGGACUCCUUGGGGUGGCCUAGUACUUCAGGACACAUACCCAGCAACUGGUCAGCUAUUUGAACAGUACUGGUUCCUCAGGGAUGGAGAAGCUGGGCUACACUCAUUCAGCCGGGUAGCCUAUUAUAAUGAAACAACCCCAUUCCUUCGCGACCUCGGUGAACUCAGAACAUUAUUCCGCCCGACCUCAAACCUGUGGACGCAUAUAUCAACAAACCGUCAACACUGGGCACCACUACCGUCUGCGGAAGCUGUUUCCAAAGAGGUUGUAGUGCAAGAUGCGACGUGGUAUCUCGGGAAUACACCCAAUGAUUCUUAUGUUCAACAAGAAGCGGAUUACUUCACAAAGUACACUUUCGCGGAUACCUGGCGCGAUCACAAGGCACAUGGGCUAUAUGCAGAUGGGUCCACUUCUAACGGUACGACCUAUGGAGCUUGGCUUGUAAUGAACACAAGAGAUACGUACUUUGGAGGACCCGUUCACAGUGACUUGACUGUAGAUGGAAUAACUUAUAACUACAUUGUCUCCAAUCACCAUGGUGAUACUGCACCUAACAUUACUCAUGGAUUUGACCGUACUUUCGGACCAUUCUUCUAUUACUUCAAUUCUGGCGAAAACGAAUCGCUCAACGCUCUUCGAGAUGACGCUGAAAAGUACGCCGAUCCUGAAUGGAACGCCGAGUUCUAUGACUCGAUUGCUUCCUCUGUGCCUAACUACGUGGCCACAUCUCACCGGGGUACCUUUUCUCUUUCCGUCAAUGUACCCACGGGAGCAAAAAGACCCAUUGCUAUCCUUAGUGUAGAUGGCCUCGACCCGCAGGAUAACGCGCAGGAUACCACCGCAUAUCAGUACUGGGGUGACGUGUCAGAUGCUGGGAUCCUUACCAUUCCACGAGUGAAGGAGGGAGUUUACAGGCUUACAAUAUACGCCGAUGGUAUCUUUGGCCAGUACGAAGAGGACGGCAUUGUGAUAAUAGCAGGAAAGAUUACAAAUCACGAAGCUAAAUGGACACCAGAGUCAGCGGGCAAGGAGCUUUGGAGGAUAGGGAGUCCCGAUAAGACAGCAGGAGAAUUCCGACAUGGUUUUGCAGGAGACCCUUCUCAUCCGCUACACCCGCAAGAAUACCGCAUAUACUGGGGACAGUGGGACUUUCCAACCGACUUCCCUAAUGGUAUCAAUUAUACCGUCGGGGAAUCCGAUGUCGCCCAAGACUGGAACUAUGUUCAUUGGAGCGUAUUCGGACCCUCGUAUACUAGGACGGGAGCUGUUAGCACCAACAUGAACAAUUGGACAAUUAAUUUCGAGCACAUUGAUCUAAUUGACACGAGAUCGACCGGAACACUCACUAUACAACUUGCUGGGGCAAAGUCUUCCAGCGGAAACACAGAUGUACCCAGUGGUUCUCUGAGCAACUUUACACUGCAAGCCUAUAUAAAUGACCACGGACCACUGAAAUUUGAUGUCCUAUGGUAUCAAUCGAGUAGCUGUGCGGUUCGUUCAGGUAUAUCGUGCUACAAUAUUGCUAAGAAGCUUCCAUUUCCUGGAAGUUGGCUGAAGGAGGGCUGGAACAAGGUCAUACUUUCAUUGCCAUUCAAUAAGAAUGCAGUCUAUGUCCAGUACGACGCCUUGAGGAUGGAGUUAGAUUAG
Molecule: messenger RNA, 1953 nt
Organism: Rhizoctonia solani
Lineage: Eukaryota; Fungi; Basidiomycota; Agaricomycetes; Cantharellales; Ceratobasidiaceae
Product: rhamnogalacturonate lyase
Exons: 17
Coding region: 1-1953 (650 amino acids)
Biological process (GO): carbohydrate metabolic process
Molecular function (GO): catalytic activity; carbohydrate binding
Source: RefSeq, a predicted model, not a curated record